AUGUUGAUGGCCUCCCUGGUAUUGACCAUGACCGUGGUCAAUGCUGGUAACCUACCAAAGUCCUUUUAUGACUUCAUCGUAGUCGGUUCCGGUCCAGCUGGAAGCAUCGUCUCAUACAGGUUGGCUGAAGAGGGCUACUCUGUAUUGGUCCUGGAAGCUGGAAAGCAAUCAAUGGGUAAGCUUGGUGGUGAAGAUAUUGUUGGUACAAAGGGUGUGAUGUCACCUACUGGAGAGUACUUGGCAAAGGAGCGUGUGACAAUCUAUGAUGUACCAUCAAAGUGGCAAGCUGCAUCAAUCAGUGGCGCAAAGUGGGGCUACAAGGGCACCGGAAUCGCUCAGAUCGUCGGAGGCUGCACCAACCACAAUGGCAUGGUCUUCCAACCGGGCACUUGCGCAGACUACAACAGCUGGGGCGUGCCAGGCUGGAACUGCAGUGUGAUCACCAACGCCAUCAAGAAGCUGUCCACCAUCCAGACGCCAGCACUUGUCAACAGCACUAUCCACGGCCACUCGGGUCCGAUCAAGAUCAACUCGUUGCCAUUCGAUCGUGAGGGAAUGGACUUUAUCGCCUCGUGUAAUGCCAGUGGCCUGCCCUUCAACGACGACUUCCAGAAGGAGCCAAGGGAUGGCUGCGGCUAUUUCAACUUCAACGUCGAUAAGAACACCGGACUGCGUUCGUCGCCCGCCCACGAGUACUUGAUCAAGGCCAUCAAUGAUUAUAGCACCGACCUUGUUGCCGAGGCCACCGUUCAGCGUAUCAAGUGGAGAUUUGACCUGUUCUCGAAUAAGUACAUGGCCACUGGCGUCGAGUACGUGCUAAAGUCCAAUCCUUCGCGCGUCUACACGGUAAAUGCUCGCAAGGAGGUGAUCUUGGCCGCCGGCGCGCUCAACACACCCAAGAUCCUGAUGCAGUCUGGCGUGGGCAAUGAGACCUACUUGAACCAGUUCAAGCCACACAUCCCCAACGUCGUGUCAGACUUGCCGGGCGUGGGCCGCAACCUAAAGAACCACUUCCUCUUCUUUGGCCUGUUCAAGUAUGAUGGUCCCGAGACGCGUCCAUCCCUCUACGAGCAGUUCUCGCUGGACAUCCAGUACCAGACCACGGGCGCCGGCUUCCACGGCACACCCGGCUACUCGACCGGCGUGUGGUUGCGCUCCAACCGUAGCGACCCACUCUCUGUGGAGAAUGUGAUGAUCGUGCAGCCAGGCGCCAUCGGCUCAAUCACACCAUUCAAGUCAGUCAUGCUGGGUGUGUCGAUCUCCAAGCCCAAGCCAGGCGUGCACUUCAUCGCUCUGAGCACCAACAAGAGCGGUGACUGUUACGAGUUCUUUGCGCGCCAUCCAGAGGUCAACUUCACGUUGUUCCAGAAUCCAGAGGACGCCAACACCUUGCUGAGAGGCUGGAAGGAGGCCAAUCGCAUCAUGUCCUUCCCACCAAUGAGCUCGCUGAUGACCAACAUCGUGCCAGGCAAUGCCAACAAUGAUACUGAGAUGCUGGCCUACAUCAAGUCGAGUGCCGUGCCUCACGACCAUUGGUGCUGCACCGCCAAGAUGGGACCAGCCACCGAUCCAAUGGCCGUGGUCGAUCCUCAACUGAGAGUUAUUGGAGUCAAGAGUUUGAGAGUGGUAGAUGCCUCUGUUAUCGUGGAUCUGCCUCACUCUUUGAUGCAGGCAACAGUGAUGGCUGUGGCUGAGGUCGCUGCCGGUCACAUCAUUGCUGCAUGGUCAUAA
Acytostelium subglobosum LB1 is the source of this 1731-nucleotide messenger RNA. RefSeq lists its product as hypothetical. Gene Ontology annotation, molecular function: oxidoreductase activity, acting on CH-OH group of donors; flavin adenine dinucleotide binding. The record is from RefSeq and is a predicted model, not a curated record. Lineage: Eukaryota; Evosea; Eumycetozoa; Acytosteliales; Acytosteliaceae. Bases 1 to 1731 code for a protein of 576 amino acids. The transcript has 2 exons.